AUGGGUAUUCUGCAAACGGUUUUCAAGGCCGAUGAGCAGAUCCAAGGCUCGAAGUUUCGGGCUAUUUUCGUCGGGCUAUUCGUAGCAUUCGGCGGUAUUCUUUUCGGCUACGACACAGGAACCAUCUCCGGUGUGCUCGCGAUGAGCUACGUGAAAGAGCAUUUCACUUCAAAGGGCCACUUCACUGCCAACGAAACUUCGUUGAUUACUGCCAUUCUUUCUGCCGGUACCUUUUGCGGUGCCAUGCUUGCUCCAUUGGCAUCUGACAAUCUGGGUCGUAGACUGGGUCUCAUGACAUCGUGCAUUAUCUUUACCGUGGGCGUCGUGUUGCAGGUGGCAGCAACAGAACAAAACCUGUUGAUCGUGGGUAGAGUCAUUGCCGGCCUCGGCGUUGGUGUUUUGUCUGCAAUUGUACCGCUAUACCAGGCUGAAGCGUCUCCCAAGUGGAUCAGAGGUGCCGUUACUUCGUGCUACCAGUGGGCCAUCACCAUCGGCCUUUUGCUCGCCGCAUGUGUCAACCAGGGAACGCACGCCAGAAACGACAGUGGCUCUUACAGAAUUCCUAUCGCCAUUCAACUUUUGUGGGCGGUGAUCCUUUUUGGCGGUAUGUGCGUUUUGCCCGAAUCUCCCAGAUUUUACAUCAUGAAGAACAAAGUGCCCGAGGCUAGAGAAGCAUUGGCCAAACUCCGGGGUUUGUCACAGGAAGACGAAAUCAUCGAAGCUGAACUCGAGGAAAUUGUCGCCAAUUAUAACUUCGAAAGAUCGCUCGGUUCCACCUCACUCUUCGACUGUUUCAAGCCCGCGAACCACCAAUUGAAGCGUAUUUUCAUCGGUAUUGCCAUUCAAGCACUCCAACAGCUCACUGGUAUCAACUUCAUUUUCUACUACGGAACUCAAUUUUUCCAAAACUCUGGUAUCAACAACCCCUUCAUCAUCCAAUUGAUCAUGAACGUUGUGAACGUUGUCAUGACCAUCCCAGGUAUCGCUUUGGUGGAAAUUGCUGGAAGAAGAAACCUGUUGCUGUACGGUGCCGUGGGUAUGUGUGUGAGUGAAUUCAUUGUUGCUGCGGUCGGCACUGCUCUUCCUGACAGCUUCUCUGCCAACAAGACUUUGAUUGCCUUUUCUUGCACGUUCAUUGCGUCUUUUGCAGCUACUUGGGGUCCACUUGCCUGGGUCGUCGUUGGUGAAAUCUAUCCAUUGAGAGUCAGAGCCAAGUCUGUUGCCGUGUGUGCCGCUUCCAACUGGCUCUUCAACUUUGCCAUUGCAUACGCUACUCCAUACUUGGUCGACAGUGACCAUGCCAAUCUACAAUCCAAGGUGUUCUUUAUCUGGGGAGGAUGCACAUUCUUGUGCUUCCUAUUCGUCUACUUUUUCGUCUACGAGACCAAGGGCCUAACGCUCGAGCAAAUCGACGAGUUGUUUGAGACUUGCCCAAGCGCACGUCAUUCCAAGAAUUUCGUACCAUCGGAAGGCUUUGCUGCUCACAACACUUCCAUGACACCCGAUGUCGACAAGGCCAUGGUUGUGACUUUUGAAAAGGUUUGA
Molecule: messenger RNA, 1545 nt
Organism: Lachancea meyersii CBS 8951
Lineage: Eukaryota; Fungi; Ascomycota; Saccharomycetes; Saccharomycetales; Saccharomycetaceae
Source: the annotation of a GenBank genome assembly